This is a messenger RNA of Euleptes europaea (tarantolino), 945 nucleotides long. RefSeq names its product olfactory receptor 2G3-like. Bases 1 to 945 code for a protein of 314 amino acids. Lineage: Eukaryota; Metazoa; Chordata; Lepidosauria; Squamata; Sphaerodactylidae. The record is from RefSeq and is a predicted model, not a curated record. Gene Ontology annotation, biological process: G protein-coupled receptor signaling pathway. Gene Ontology annotation, molecular function: G protein-coupled receptor activity; olfactory receptor activity. The transcript has a single exon. Gene Ontology annotation, cellular component: membrane.
AUGGGACCCGAGAACCUCACCUCUGUGACAGAGUUCAUCUUGAUGGGACUCACCAGCCACCGGAAGACACAGAUGGUUCUCUUUUUCAUAAUUCUCCUCAUCUACUUGCUGACUCUUGCGGGGAACCUGGUGAUCAUCAUCUUGGUGCAAGCCAACUCCAGCCUCCACACCCCCAUGUACUUCUUCUUGACGCACCUCUCAGGACUGGAGAUCUGUUAUGUUACUAGCACCUUGCCCCAGAUGCUGGCUCACCUCCUGUCUGGAAAUGGAGCCAUCUCCUUCACUCGUUGCAUCAUCCAGAUGUACAUUGUUUUGUCCCUCGGUGCCACUGAGUGUCUUCUGCUAGGUGUCAUGGCCUACGACCGCUACUUGGCCAUCUGCCAUCCCUUGGGAUAUGCCACUGCUAUGGGCAGGUGGCGCCAGAUGCACCUUGCCUCAGCUUCCUGGGUAGGAGGAUUCUUCUUCGCUAUGAUCAAUGUGGUGUGCACACUGCGUUUCCCCUUCUGCGGCCCCAACCAUCUCAACCACUUUUUCUGUGAGCUUCCGGUGGUGAUGAAACUUGCGUGUGGUGACAUUCAAGUCACAGAAGCCAUCCUUUUUGUGGUGGCUGUGCUGAUCCCCCUCCUACUGAUCCCCCUGUCUGUCAUCCUGACUUCUUACGGACUCAUUCUGUCCUCUGUGUUACGAAUGCAAUCUGCUUCCGUACGCCACAAGGCCUUCUCUACAUGCGCCUCCCACUUAACCGUGGUCACCAUGUUCUAUGUCAUUUCCUUGUACAUGAAACCCAGGUCAGACACAACCCCUGAUAGUGACAAGCAAACCGCUGUGUUUUAUGUGGUGAUCACCCCUCUCCUCAACCCUAUCAUUUACACUUUGCGGAACAAGGAGAUCCACAAGGCAGCAGCUAAGAUGCUACCAAGAAAAGGUUUGAAAGAAAAAUACUGA